AUAUCACGAUUUCCGCAACAAGGGUGUUCUCUAACUGCUGAUAUUUUGUUAACUUUGCAGCAGGCACAACAUGAAGAUAGGCUCAGUGAGCUGACUGAUGACAUUAUAUUGUCUAUCCUAAUGAGAGUCGACACAACUACAGCAACACGGACUAGUGUGCUGUCAAAGCGGUGGAGGAAUUUGCCUCAGUUGCUUCCUGAGCUCAACCUCCGUGUCUGGGAUUUCCUGCCCAUCCCACGCCUCGAACCUGUUGAGGCACAUAAGAUGGAUCAAGCAAUGACUUGUCUAGCCAAAGCAACUAGGAGCUUCUUGGCUGACCCCAGCAGAAAGUCCUCCGUCACAAGGCUAAGUCUUCAGCUCUACAUGACCGGUGGUCACGUGUGUGAGAUUGGCCCGCUGGUUCAUGGCGCGAUUGACUGCGGGGUGGUAAAAGAAUUAAACCUUUCUAUUGUUGAUGACAAGGAACCUAGCAUCUGCAGUCAUGAGGAUAUGCUACAUCAAGCCCAGGCCGUCAAUGGAUUUUUUACAGCCUAUCCUUGUGUGCUUCGUUGCCUCACAACGCUCCUUCUGCAUAAUGUACGGUUUGCUGAGUGGGAUAUAAAUCACCUUCUAUUUGACUGCUGCAACCAACUGCGGCAUUUAACUCUGGAAAACUGUGACGCUGGCGACUUUUCGGUAUGGCAGAUAAAUGCGCCAAAUUCCAAGCUCAGAAUCCUUGAAGUCUGGAUGUCCUGCUUGAAGAGAGUUGAAGUGCUCUGCCUUCCGAAACUGGAGCGGCUCCAUUGGGAUGAGUGGUUUAGGUUUGAGUCCCCCUUGCGUUUUGGUUCUGCCCCAUCUCUCAAGGAAUUGGCUCUUAUAUGUGGUGCAACCCUUGAUCAUGAAGUGUUUAGUUUAAGUGAGGUUGUACGUGGUACCACGAACAUACAUACUCUUACUCUGGACUUCCAAGGAGAACGCCUUUGGAUACAACCUGAAGGAAGGCAACUCUGCCCUGCAUUCCAGAAGCUAAGAAAGCUGUAUAUUUGGGGCAUUUUUGUUGAGUUUGACCUGUUAUGGACAAUAAAUUUUCUUGAAGCUGCUCCAUCUAUUGAGAUAUUUUCUGCGCAGGUGUUUGAUCAUGCUUGCCAAGAUGACGAGGAGGUAAGAACAACAGAACUUUACGAGGCUCAGAAAACAAAACCGCAAUGGAACAUCCCUAAGUUCACAAGCUCUAAACCAUGGCAAUUGAAAGAGCUUGAACUUGUCGGCUUUAGGCCUCUAGAGCAACAGUUUCUAUUUGUAAGGUCUGUGAUGGAGCGAGCUGCAAACUUGAAGGCAGUUCUUCUCAAAGAAGAUGACGAGCCAUGCCAAGACUGCGAGAGAUUGAGCAGGCCACAUCCUCCUCCGAUAGGAGGUUUCUUCCCGAGGGACAAAGAUGAGCAAGAAACAAUCGUCAAGCAGCUUAGAGAUGGGGUCUGGUCCUCCGCACGGAUAAUCUUUUCAAAGUAUUGUAAUAGUUGAAUGUGAGCUGUGGUAAUUCGAUGUGUCUGUUGUAUUCAGCGUAAUUCACCUAUCAAUGUCUUGUUUCUCUUAUCUUUUCGCAAUGUAGAAUUUAUGUUGUCGUGCAAUUCUUGUAAUAGAAGUUGAAUGGUAUUCUAAUCAGUGGCCUUCUGUUCUGUGAAA
Lolium perenne is the source of this 1662-nucleotide messenger RNA. RefSeq names its product FBD-associated F-box protein At5g60610. The record is from RefSeq and is a predicted model, not a curated record. Gene Ontology annotation, molecular function: protein binding. Lineage: Eukaryota; Viridiplantae; Streptophyta; Magnoliopsida; Poales; Poaceae.